CCGGUCUAGACAACAAGACUACACUACAGCAGACUGGGCUGGACUAGAUGAGGAGCAGCGAGGAGGUGAGAGGCUGCUACAGGCAGAGCAACGGUUCAGAUCCAGCUCGAGAUGCUAACACGUGUUCAGGGAGGAAGUGAGAGCAGCGGGUCAGAACCACAGCAGGAUCCCUGCAUGCAAACAGCAGUGUGAAUGGGGCUCGUUACAUUGGUGUGCUGUCAGAACCUGAGGGUCCAGUCAGCUGAUCCAGUGUGGUCCUGAGUCUGCAGAGGCCCCAAGACCCUGAAUACACCCUUCAGACUUCAUGUUGAUAAAUCAGGUCUCAGAUCAGGUUGCGAUGACCAUCAGUGAGAGGAAGAAGCUUCUGGAGACGAUGAGGAGCAAAGUGACACGACGUCACCUGAAGCUGCAGACUCAUCAGGACGUCCAGACGAGCUGAUGUUGAUGAAUCUGAGUUUUCGAGCUGAUCCACUGAGGUCUCCACAGACUCACCUGGACUCGCUGCAGGUGGAGGUGCUGCGAGGUGACUCAGAGCGGCGCUGACCCAGAUCUGAUCCAGGAGCUCCAGGCGGCCGUGGCCUACAUCUGUCACUGUCCAAAUCAAUAGGGAUGAUAGAAGAAGUCAAUCCUCUGAUGCUGCACCCUGAUUGGCUGAUGCUCCUGGCCACGCCCCCUCCCUCCCCUCCUGUGUGAUCACAGAUAAAUAACAGAGCGACGCCUCCGAGCUUCAUGUCCGUCUGAGUCCAUCGAUCGCAGAUUGUGGAGCAGCUGCAGGUCUGAAGUCCAGGCUGUUAAAGCUGAUCCAGAUUCAGGAUGGAGCUGAAGGAGUUCUGUCUGACGGAGGACUACAGAUUCAUCAGCCCAGAGCGGCUGUUGGACUCCUCCUCCUCCUCCUCCUCCUCCUCCUCUCCUGCUGAUGGAGCUCGGUCUCCGGCCUCCUUCCUCCACUCCUCCCCCCUCAGCCCCUCCUUUCCCCUGGACACCACUCCUGCUCUCAGCCCUUCACACCCGGCCUUCCUCCUCCCCAGCCCGUCCUCCUCCUCCUCCUCCUCCUCCUCCUCCUCCUCGUACAGCCUCCUCUGUGGAGUGCCGGACCCCGAGUCCCCGACGGGCUCUAGUUCCAGCGGAGGAAGCGUCGGAGGCGGCGCCGUGGUGUCGGAGGCCUCGGUGCGUUUCUCCAUGUCGCAGACGGGUUCGUUCUCUGCUCAGGUGGACUCCAUCCUGCGGGGCGACUACCUGACCCCGCUGGGCGCCGUCGGGCCCAAGCGGCUCUGUCUGGUGUGCGGAGACUUUGCGUCCGGGUAUCAUUAUGGCGUGGCGUCCUGCGAGGCCUGCAAGGCGUUCUUCAAGAGGACCAUACAAGGCAACAUCGAGUACAGCUGCCCUGUGAUGAACGAGUGUGAGAUCACCAAGCGGAGGAGGAAAGCCUGUCAGGCCUGUCGCUUCAGGAAGUGUCUGCAGGCCGGCAUGAUGAGGGAGGGGGUCCGUAUGGACCGGGUCAGAGGAGGCCGGCAGAAGUACAAGCGUCGGGUCGAGUCCGGGCUGAGUUCUUACUGCAGAGCGUCGUACCUUCAUCCUGCCAGCAGAAACAAGAUGAUCUCUCACCUGCUGCUCACUGAGCCCGCCCCUCUGGCUGCCAAUCAUGACGAGUCGACUAAUGACGGCAGCCUGCGGACCCUGCUGACCCUCUGUGACCUUCUGAACCGGGAGCUGCUGGUUCUGAUUGGCUGGGCCAAACAGAUCCCAGGCUUCUCCGCUCUCUCAUUGGUCGACCAGAUGUCGCUGCUGCAGAGCGGCUGGAUGGAGGCGCUGCUGGUGGGCGUGGCCUGGCGGUCGCAGGGCGUGGCGGGGGAGGAGCUCGUGUUCGCCGGAAACCUUCGUCUGGACGAGGGUCAGUGUCGAGCUGCGGGAUUGGCCGACCUGUACGAGGCGCUGCGUCACCUGACGGCCAGAUACCAGGCGAUGAACCUGAGCGCCGAGGAGGCGGUGACGCUGAAGGCCAUGGCGCUCGCCAACUCAGAUGCUGACCCGGUGGACUGUCCGGACUCGGUGCAGAGGUUCCAGGACGGGCUCCACGAGGCCCUGCAGGAGUACGAGUUGUCCCGCAGAGAGCAGCACCGAGCGGGCCGGCUGCUGAUGAGCCUCCCUCUGCUGCGACAGACGGCGGACCGAGCCGUGCGGGUUCUCCUGAGGCUGCACCGCCAGCACAGCGUCCCGCUCCACAAACUGCUGCUGGAGAUGCUCGACACCAAGGCCUGAAGACUCUUCAUCAUUGUCAUCAUCAUCAGCAGCAGCAGCAGCAGCGGAGGACAGACUCAGACUGAAACACAGUUUUUUAAUUGCUGCUCUUUUCUAACUGUUGAACGCUGCAGGACGGAGCUGCUAACGUUAGCGGCUAACAUUAGUGGCUAACAUUAGCCUACACUCCAGCUCAGCUCCCACAGUGAUGCUAAAGAUCGUCUUCGUCCACUUUUCAUCCUGUUUGACCUUCUGGAGCGAGUCAAACCGACCUGCCACGCCUAGAGGCAGUUGCUAUGCUGUGAUUGGACGAUCAGUCUUCCAUUGUCAUCAACGGAAUAAACCUACAGCAGGUUUAGAUUUUAAAUCUAUUUUUGUAAACAAAGAUAUUUUUGAUGUGUUCUGACAGAGCUGAUUAUUGAUUGGCUGAUUAGGUUUGUUUCUUGUCUCUAGUUCACUUUGUUGAGUUAAUUAAAUGCUUUUGGAAUAAAAACAAACGUUAUUGA
Acanthopagrus latus (yellowfin seabream) is the source of this 2744-nucleotide messenger RNA. RefSeq names its product estrogen-related receptor delta (gene esrrd). The record is from RefSeq and is a predicted model, not a curated record. The coding region runs from base 814 to 2259 and encodes 481 amino acids. The transcript has 13 exons. Lineage: Eukaryota; Metazoa; Chordata; Actinopteri; Spariformes; Sparidae. Gene Ontology annotation, biological process: regulation of DNA-templated transcription. Gene Ontology annotation, cellular component: nucleus. Gene Ontology annotation, molecular function: nuclear steroid receptor activity; DNA-binding transcription factor activity; zinc ion binding.